Messenger RNA from Acanthochromis polyacanthus (spiny chromis), 2271 nucleotides. RefSeq names its product tumor necrosis factor receptor superfamily member 14-like. The record is from RefSeq and is a predicted model, not a curated record. The transcript is spliced from 10 exons. Gene Ontology annotation, biological process: apoptotic process; immune response; defense response to Gram-negative bacterium. Gene Ontology annotation, cellular component: external side of plasma membrane; membrane. The coding region runs from base 266 to 1111 and encodes 281 amino acids. Gene Ontology annotation, molecular function: protein binding; transmembrane signaling receptor activity. Lineage: Eukaryota; Metazoa; Chordata; Actinopteri; Pomacentridae.
CAAACGUCACGAGUCACAUGACCAAAUCAAGCGUCGGCACAGUGGCUCGAUACGAUUGCUUCAUGAGCUACCGCGCAUGUGUUGAAGCCUCGGGUAUCAGAGGACCAUCACUAGCUGUCAUCAUAUUUUUAUUAUUUUAAAUCGAAUAUAAUGUUUACGAUAUACUCCAGUCCCCCACGACCCUAAUGAGGAUUAAGCGGUGUAGAUAAUGAAUGGAUAUCAUAUUUCCGAUGGUCCUUAAACUACUCACAGCGCCGUGACGGAAAUGUUUUGUCUCAUCGACGAUGUUUUCCUGCAGCUACAACUCAACAAAUCCCAAUUCUCAGUGAGGUGGUGUCUUCAGAUCAAGAAAAACUACAACUUUCCUCCUGAAAAAAUGAUUUGGAGAAGAAAACUUUUGACACCUGCAACAUUUUUGAUCAUCAUGAUGAAAGUCUUCACUGGUCACACUCUAACAUGUCAUCCAGCAGCAUAUCAGAUAGGGAAUGAAUGCUGUCCAAUGUGUCCUGCAGGAAGUCGAGUUAAAACUGAUUGUACAGAGUUCAGAAUGACAUCAUGUCUGCCCUGCCUCAAAGGAACCUUUGUGGAUAAACCCACUGGGCAGAAGAAGUGUUUUGACUGCACCAACUGUGAUGAAGGUUUGGGUCUGAAGGUAAAGACAUCAUGUACAACAACAUCAAAUACAGUUUGUGAACCACUGGAGGGAUUCUACUGUAUUGAUCCAAGAGGGAACAACUGUGUAGCAGCACAGAAACACACAAUCUGUCAUCCAGGACAAUCCAUCAACCAAACAGGAACAGCCUUCACAGACACUGUGUGCUCUGACUGCAGCAAUGGAACAUUUUCAGAUGGAACAUUUACAUCUUGUCAGUCACAUACUCAAUGUGAAUCCAUAAACCUUAAGCUGAUAAAACCAGGAACUUCUUCUACUGAUGCUAAAUGUGGAGAAAAAAGUUCAAAUGUUGCAGUACCUGUCACCAUCCCCUGUGUUUUACUUUUUUUAUUAAUGUCUGCUGGAUUAGUUUAUUGGUUUUACUUCAGAAAGAAGAAAAUGUCUUUCAGAGAAGCAGAAAAAACACAAGUUCAGCCAUUCUCUGUCAACCUUCGUUAGAAAAUAGAACAGAAUCACCAGAGGCAGUUCCUAUGAGAAUAUCAUCAGACUAAAACCACCUGCAGGACAAUAAGUAGGACUCAGUGUCCUGCAGAGUAAAUGUGCUUCAGAGUCCAGUUUUAAUCCAUCUGGAUGCUGACACAUCAUCUUUGCAGUUUACUGAAGUAAAACAACAGUUUCCUGCUUCCUGCUGGAUCUUUGUCUGACUGUACAGAAAACAAAGUCGCUCCGGAAUGCAACAGAUGGAAAAUAAAUUUAAAGACUCACUGACUCCAUUGAUCUUCUGCUCACAGUUGGAGCAACUUCAGACUGAAACUGGACUUUAAAUGAGGACAAACUGCUGGAACAGAAGAUAAUGGGUCCUUUUCUGAAGCAUGUUGGACUAAUGGCUGCCAUGAGGGGGAAGAUUUUCUAAACCUCUGAUCGUUAUUUUAUAUAAUUAUGUUUUAUAAACUCUUUUCCACUUAUUGGACAUUUUUUCAUCUGAAAGGACAUUGACCAUGUAAAAUCUUUAGUUGUAACUGAGCUCAAAUUGCUUGUUGCUGAUAGUAACAGUGGGUGAAAUGAACACUGACUGUUAAACUUAAUUCCAGUCUUUAAGGCUUCAUGAUAAUGUGUUCCAGUGUUUGUGAAGCUGCACAGGUUGUAAAUCUGAACAGAUGCAGUCCUGAAUUUGACAUUUUUCUGUGGAAAAUUACUAUGAAAUGAAAACUAUAUGCUAUAUUUUUAUAUUUAUUCAUCUGGGACUGCUAACACAAGUGGAAUGGUUUAUUUUUCUAAACACAUUUUUAUGUUUUCAGCCAUGUAGUGAUUUUAUGUUGAGUCUUUAAACUAUUUUAAACAAAACUCACCACCUUUAGAGCAGCACAAGUUAAGGUUUAAAGAGUCGACUGUUUGGUGACGCUGCAGCAGAAAUGCAGCUCUGGAUGGAUGUUUGUAAAGAAGAUCAGUAUAUUAAUGAUGUACUGAGGCUGAAUAUCAGUGGAAAACAGGUGGAUGUGUUCAGACUGUUAGUUUGUGUCUCACCAGGAGAAACCAGUUUGUGGUCAACAGCACACUGCAGUGUUAUUUCAAUGUUUUUUAAUGUUGUGAAGCACUUUGUGGUGCGAUUUCAUCGGAUGAAAAGUGCUAUACAAAUAAAGAUUGAUUGAUUGAUUGCA